Rhineura floridana is the source of this 5817-nucleotide messenger RNA. RefSeq names its product pleckstrin homology and FYVE domain containing 1 (gene PLEKHF1). Gene Ontology annotation, molecular function: phosphatidylinositol binding; metal ion binding. Bases 414 to 1223 code for a protein of 269 amino acids. The transcript is spliced from 2 exons. Lineage: Eukaryota; Metazoa; Chordata; Lepidosauria; Squamata; Rhineuridae. The record is from RefSeq and is a predicted model, not a curated record.
GCUUCGAGAGGCGGCCUGCUGAUUGGCUCGCCGAUAGACAGGAGGGGGGGAGAAUGGAAUGUUGGGGAGUUUGAGCGUUCUGGAGAUUUUGUUUUGUUUCUAAAUCAGUGCCCUUACGCAGGCGCGGAUGCAAAGACUACGCCGGGAGUGAUUUACCGGCGCGAGCCUAUGCAUGCCUACUCAGAAGUAAACCCCCUGAGGUCAAUGGGACUUGUUUCCAACGUAGGGUUGCAGUCUCAGCGUAGAGACUACCUGGAUUAAAAGGGGUAGGGAAAUCUCUGGAAGUGGACGAACUGCUGCAGAUCCCUUGAAAGCUGGAGGCGGAUUUCCAGGUAUCGGCUGGCGAGGUCGAAGGAGCCGGUAACUCGGUUGGGACAGGAACCAGGACAGUCACGAGGAGGUGACUUAUCGAGAUGGUAGACUACCUGGCUAAUACUGAGAUCAACAGCCAACGGAUUGCUGCCGUAGAGAACUCCUUUGGGGCAUCUGGCCAACCGUUAGCAGUGCCGGGAAGGGUCCUCUUGGGUGAAGGGAUUUUGACCAAAGAAUGCCGGAAAAAAGCCAAGCCACGAAUUUUCUUCCUUUUCAAUGACAUCCUUGUGUACGGAAGUAUUGUGAUCAACAAAAGGAAGUACAGCUGCCAGCACAUCAUACCCCUUGACGAAGUCACUUUGGAAACGUUGCCAGAUACCUUGCAAAUGAAGAACCGGUGGAUGAUCAAAACGGCCAAGAAGUCCUUUGUUGUUUCUGCGGCCUCCCUGACCGAGAGGAAAGAAUGGAUUAGCCACCUGGAGGAAUGCGUUCGCCACUUGUUAUCCAAGACGGGCCAGGAGCCCCCCACAGAACACGCCGCUCCCUGGAUCCCCGAUAAGGCCACCGACAUUUGCAUGCGCUGCACACAUACCAAGUUCUCCGCUCUCACACGAAGGCACCACUGUCGGAAAUGUGGCUUUGUAGUGUGUGGAGAGUGUUCCCGGCAGAGAUUUCUCAUGCCCCGGCUGUCCCCGAAGCCUUUGAGGGUUUGCAAUCUUUGCUACAAACAGCUGAUGGCAGAAAAAAAGGAAAAUGACGACCAGUCAAAGCCAGUUCAUUCCCCUCUGGCUGGCUAUGAACCUUCUAGCGGGGAUGACAGUGACAGAUCUGAUGAGGACAAACUGGAACAAUGGUCAGCAGCAGCAGAAUUUUACACGUCUAGUGCGGCUUGGUCAUCUUUCCAUAGCUGACCAUUGCACAGUCCUUGUUAAUUUCAGGGGCCGUGUUCUUACUUCUGAGGAGUACAAGAGAACACACUUGCCUUAGUGCACUUUUCAGAGGAGUAGCUUUCAUUGUGUUGUUCAAUUCCAUGUGUUUUCCUGUUCUGUGAAUAAGGGAGAAGAUACAACCUCAAGCGGGCAGAGCAAUUCAAACUAUAGGAAGCCAGCAUAAUUUACACCGAUAUGAAUUAUGCCAGGGUAACUUAACUCCUGUUCCAGACUGUGUUUAGGAGCAGGGCUACUGCUAGCUGAGCUGGCCCCCGAGCUUGGCAGAGAGGAAAGAAACCUUUAAAUUAGACUUUGACUGACACAGCCCUUUUUGCCAGUGUAACUUCCAUUGGGUUCCUCUGUUAUGUGACGGAGCUGAAAGGUGUUUGGAAUAGUGGCAAAUUUCCCCUUGCUCCGUCUGCUCCCAAUGCAAGCCCCAUUUUUGGGACUUACGAAGACGCUGGCUGAGCCAGGAUGGAGGACUUACACUGGCAUAUCUCUGGCUGAGCCAAGAUGAGGGACUUCAGACUUGCCUAUUCCAAACUCUGCUCCUCCUGAGGGAUCUUUGGUUUGGAUUGCUCCCUAAAUAUGCAGGAGUCUGCUUAUCUCUUGAGUAUUAUUGAAGUUCAGGGCAGAGCUAAAUUGGAUCCAAAAGACGACAGAUAUUGAGUGUUCCUAAGAGUUUUGGUCCCUUAUUUAGUUUUUUGGCUGAAGGCAGCCUUGUUCUUCACUCCUGAAAUGCUGAGUUUCAGCUCUGCGUUUUGCAGGCUUGUUCAUUAGAACUAUUUCUGUUGGAGAGAUCCAUCUUUCUUACAACCAGAGAUCAAAUCCUGGAUCCAGAAAUCAGAAGUUAUGCAACGCAGAGGAAGAUGCACUUCAGGGUUUUAAACUGAUAGCACUAUGCAGAAGUUAAUCAAGGGCUUAUAAUAUUAUAUUUCAAGAAUCUAGCCUUUUUAUAUUAGGCUUUUAACAGAAGGAUAAACCUUUCGGAUCAGCUUGAUGCUGAAAGUGAGGCAGGAGGAAGCUAGAAGCUGGCAUUGUUUUAAUGUCUUAAUUUUGAGUAGUGUUAGGGACUGAUAUUAACAAACAUUUUAGGGACGAGUAUUUGAAAAUGGAAAUGUGUAGAUCAACUUUGUAAUGUAAACAGUUUGCUUCUUAACUGUGGUAUUGUAUUAUGUGCUCUGGCUUGUACAUGCACAAAGUUUAACUUUGUUCCCUUGCCUUCGUUUCUUCUUCAUCAUCAUAAUUUAAUAUUCAAAAUAACAAAAAACAAACAAUACAGGCACUGACUCAGUGUCUUAUUUGUGGCAAGCAGAGAAUUUUGGCCCCAAAUUGACACGUUUUCCAGAUUGUCAUGUUUUCUAUAAUAGACCAUAUAAAAAUGUGUGCUUUGAAACGCUAAAAAUAACAGGUAGACAAUAUACUGGUUUGUAAGUAGAUAGCAGUAGCUUUUUCUGGGGAUGGGAGAGAACCCAGUUAUUUCCAUCUGCCUGUUUAAAACUAUGCACUCAACAUUUGCUUCCUCCUAAUAGAAUAAAAGUCCUUGGAAACGGAGGUUUUUUUUUUAAUUAAAAAGAAAACACACAUUUGUUACAUAUCAACAAAACAUGGACCUUCGUAUUAAUGAAGUAUUUAUGGAUUUAUUUUGUCGUUGUUGCUGAACAUUUCUGAAAAUCUUAACUGUUAAGGAUUCUUUCAAGCAGCAUUUUUAGCCUUCAGAAUUGCAGAGAAAUAGGCCAAAAGUUGGACAGAAGCAAAAAUAUAUUUGGGAGCCAAGGCAAGGGCUGUAGCUCAUUCACAACUGAAAUUGUGUGCAGUUAGCAGGUUUGGUGUCUGUGGUUUUCAAACCAUAGUUUAGUAUUACAAGCAUAAGCCGCAGCUUGCAUGCUACCCUAUCUUUCAUUGGGACAGCCAUGAGAAGGUUCCGCUUCUGUUUUAGAUUCACCUCAGUUUAGCAGUAUGUCACAGCUCUAAACCAUGGUUAGUCUUAAAUAUGGUAAGUGAAAACCAACCAGCUUUGUAAACUAUGGUGUGAAAUUGGCUUGGUUCGAUUAAUCAUAGGUAAGACUAAUCACAGUUUGUCAGUGUCCGAUCAAAAUAGCAAAUUGCCAUUAGUCUGAAAUGGAAGCAAAUGCUUGCUAAUUCCUCGUAGCCAUGCCAAGACGGAGGGUAGCACACAAACCAGAGGCUCACUGCAGCUCAUCUUUAUAAAGAUGUUAUGUUGCAUACAAACACAGCCACGCUGUCUGUCUCUCUUCACAUUAAGAAACAUGGUUUCUGGACAUAUUAUACAGUUUUUAAGGCAGCCUUCUUGGUUUUAAAUUGAGCAUUCAGGGGUAGUCAAUAUGGCACCCUCCCAAUGGUGUUGGACUACAACUCCCAUCUGCCCUAGCCGACAUAACCAGAUGAUGAACUAUAGUCCAAGGCAUUGGAAAUAGACUGAAAAGCAUCUUAUUAGUUGUUUUCACCAGAGCAACAAAACUUGUCUCCUAAUAUAUUUUUUUAAAAAAAUUAGAAUGUAUGUUUACUGUUAGUGACCAUUAGACAACAGCAACAUUGUUGCUACACCUAAUUUUAUAUCAGACCUUAAUGUCAACCACAGUGUCCUUGGCUUGUAUAGUUACUUGGGGAUUUUUUAUACUUUUUUGCUGCUUAUUUGGGAGGGAAGGAGCAAAAAUGUUAGUUAUAGUUCCCUAAUAUAUAGGUUUUCAUGGACAGAUAAAGUUCUGCUUAAAUACUGCACUGUCUUAAAUGCAAUCCAUAUUUUGAGGACACUUAUCGGAGAUUGGUGCACCCUGAUGGAAAGUAACACAAAACGUCAGAUCCCAAGUCAGCUCUAGUGACAUGCAACAGAGUACAAAUAAUGUGGCCCGGCCGUACUUGCCUUAUACCAAAAGUUGGCCCAUCUAAAUCCAUCUGUUGUCUGCAGCAGAAGUAAGCCAAUGCAAUGUCCUCCCGCUGCUUUUGGACUACAACUACAGUAAUUCCUGAUAAUUGACUAUGGUCGCUAAGGCUGAUGGGAGUUGUAGUCCAGUGACAUCGGCAGAGCAGUAUGUUGGCUUACCCCUAGUCUACACUGAAUGGCAGUUGCUCUCCAGGGUUCCAGGUGAGGGACGUUCUUAUCCCUAGCUGAAGUUGUUGGGGAUUGAAUCCAGGAUCUUCUGCAUGCCAAUUAGAAGUUACUGUAUAUCAGGAUGGAGAACUGGAUCUGACCAGUGGGGCAGAUUGUUACCUCCCCCCCCCGUGGGCCAGGUUGACAGUGGGCGCAGCAGCCCACCUGACCUUGCAAGGACAACAGAUGUCCUAUUUUGCCUGCAGGGUUCUUUCAUUUGCUGUUUUGUGCUUCUGCAGAGCCGACAAUCAACUGAUGGGGAACCGCCUUGCAUGUAGAACGUCCCAAAUUCAAUCUCCAACAUCUCCAGGUAGGACUGGGAGAGAAGCCUGUCUGAAACCCUGGAGAGCUGCUGCCAGUCAGUGUAGACAAUACUGAGCUAGAUGGGCCAGUAGAUCAGACUUGGUAUAGGCAGCUUCCUGUGUUCCUAAGACCCCUUCAGAGCUCUAUCUUGCUCAGUGCUUUGCCCACAAAUCACCUUUUGGUUGAGUCAGGCUUUUACCUGGUCUACACCCAACAUAUACGAUGCAGGGCAGGUGGGCGUGGGCUGGCCGAACUGGACUUGCAGGCCAAGUGGAGAGGAUUGGCGGGCUUAUUUAGACCCCGAGUUACCCUGUACUGCAGGAUCUCUUGUGGGCUCUCCAACACUGGAGGCAUUCAAGAGGCAGCUGGACAAGGUACUUGUCGAGUGUGCUUUAAUUUGGAUUCCUGUGUUGAGCAGGGGGUUGGACUUGAUGGCCUUAUAGGCCCCUUCCAGCUCUAUGAUUCUAAGUUUGUGUGUGUGGGGUAACUUACAACUGUGCCUCUGUAGCUCAGUAGUGAAGCACAGGCUUUGCACGCAGAAGAUCUUAAAUUUCAGGUCAUUUCUUGGCAGAGCAAAGGCCACUUACUGAGAGACUGGGGAAGUGCUGCCUGCCGCAAUAAACAGCAUCAGGCUGUAUUGAGCUAUGGUUUGACCUGGUAUAAGACGGCUUCAUGUUUUCCAUCUGUGCCACGGGCCUAAAAAAUGUCUGGAUUGUGAUGUGUAUGUGUGUUUAUUAUCUCUGCACUUUGCCUCUAUUAGGGGAUAAACGUUAUUCAACUGAGUAUAUAAUAAUCAAGAUAUGACUAAUUUGGGGGGGGGGAGAAAAAUAUAACUUUGAAAACAAGUAGCUGACCAUGUGAUUUUUAUUUAAACGCCAUCCAGACUGCUGUGAAUUGAACAGGCUCUCUCCAGGCCCUAGGUGAAUGUUUCCAAGUGGUAAAGAUAGAAAUGGAGGGGGAAGAUUAAUGAGAAACAGCUCAGUCUGCCUUUUUUCCUCUCUUAAUUCUUUUCCAAAUGACUACAUUUUCCCAAGUUGUCUGCCAUUCUCUACAGCAGCCUGUGUCAGCUGAAACAAUAUAUGUCUCCCCGCCCCCAUGGACAAAUGGUGUAGAAACUGGCCAGCAAAAGCCUCAACUGAAACAGAUGUUUCUGGUUUGAAA